Molecule: messenger RNA, 1367 nt
Organism: Manis pentadactyla (Chinese pangolin)
Lineage: Eukaryota; Metazoa; Chordata; Mammalia; Pholidota; Manidae
Product: 60S ribosomal protein L3-like
Exons: 3
Coding region: 963-1367 (134 amino acids)
Biological process (GO): ribosomal large subunit assembly; translation
Cellular component (GO): cytosolic large ribosomal subunit; ribosome
Molecular function (GO): structural constituent of ribosome; RNA binding
Source: RefSeq, a predicted model, not a curated record
UAGUCUGUGGGGGCGCUGGUCUCGGUGAAGGAAACACCCCCUAUUACUUUAUAGGUGACAGACACAGGAGUAGGUAAACCAUGCAUUCCGAUCCGAUGGCGUGCAGGCACGUGCCAGCUGCACAAGCGAUCAAGGUGAACACAGCUGGGCUUUCCUGGAGAAUUCAGGCGGGGAGAGCAAAUGACUAACACCACAAAGUCAACAACUAACACAAACUACCAAAUGUCCUACUCUUACAGGAAGCCUUCCUGGGUUGCCCAUUCCCUAUGGCCUUCUCUGGGCUCCGUUGUGUUUGCUAGAACCCUCAUAGACUGGCUGGUGUUGGCAACCUGGGGCAUUGCCUGGGUCUUAGCAGGGGCAGGGCUUGCCCUCGGGGCCCCCCCCCCAUAGGGAGAGGUUGUUCCUGCCUUGGGCACAGGGUGUUCUGUUCUGGUUCUGAUGGUUCCAUCCUGGCUCUGAGCAUCAUCCUACCCCUGGUGCAACUCACUGCCCAGGACCCUGCUGGCUGCCUUCGGUGAUCUGCAUACCUGGCAUUGCCCUUGUCCAAUACCAGAGAUGAUGCUGGUCACCUCCUGCCCAGAGGCUGGGGCCGGGGACACAGAGCCAUCCACUCAGUGGACGCACGGCCUCUGGAAUCACACAGGGGUCAAAGCUUCGCAUCAUGAACUCUUAGAAACACACACUGUCAGACCCAAAGAAUUGUGCUGUUGGCCUGCAACAAUGGCCUGAACAAGGGGACCCAACAGAGGCAGACCCGAUGGAGCUGCUGCAGUCGCCAUGAACUGAACUAACAAGUGUGAGCUUGCCCACCAGAAGAAUACGAGAGAGCAGAGUACGCGGUUAAGGGAAAGGGACCAGGCGAUGGCUUUCUGCGGGGCGCCAUAGCAGAGGGGCUUGGAGCUCAGGCAGCGGAGCCGAGAAAGACAAACGAGAGGGAAGAACCAAACCAGCUUUGUGGCUCCAUGUCCCUCUGGCCCUUGGCUGGUGUGCCUGGAGCCAGUCCUGCCACACGGAGCAUCUUGGGGCACUCAUGGGUCCCAGCUCUGAUGGACUCCUUGGGCCUUGAAUCUGAGUCCCACAGGAAGUUCUCUGCCCCUCGGCAUGGACACCUGGGCUUCCUGCCCCACAAGAGGAGCCGCCGGCACCGGGGCAAGGUGAAGACGUGGCCUCGGGAUGACCCCAGCCAGCCUGUGCAUCUCACAGCUUUCCUGGGCUACAAGGCUGGCAUGACACAUACUCUGAGAGAGGUGCACCGGCCGGGUCUCAAGAUUUCCAAGAGGGAGGAGGUAGAGGCGGUGACGAUCGUGGAGACACCGCCUCUGGUGGUGGUGGGCGUCGUGGGCUUCCGGGUCAGCUGGUGCCCCUAA